Messenger RNA from Bactrocera tryoni, 1553 nucleotides. Its product is annotated as methyltransferase-like protein 17, mitochondrial. The transcript is spliced from 4 exons. Gene Ontology annotation, cellular component: mitochondrial small ribosomal subunit. Gene Ontology annotation, biological process: translation. The coding region runs from base 63 to 1466 and encodes 467 amino acids. The record is from RefSeq and is a predicted model, not a curated record. NCBI's taxonomy places the organism in Eukaryota, Metazoa, Arthropoda, Insecta, Diptera, Tephritidae. Gene Ontology annotation, molecular function: methyltransferase activity; structural constituent of ribosome.
UAUUACAGCUGUUUUUCAAAAUCAUACAAUUUUAGUAAUUUGUAAUCAGAAUUGAAAAAAUUAUGAAUAUCGGAUUAAAAUUGGUUGCCAAUCUGCGAUAUGGAAUUUCAAAGCAUUUCGUCCGAAACACAUGCAAAAUUGCUGUGGAGGUAGAACCGAAUCUUAUUGAAAAAUUAGAGAAUGAAGAGAUGAAAGCGAGGCAUCAUCCUGGUAUAGCAAAAAUUGGAAAAGUUGAGCUACCCUUAAACCUGCGCCAUGCUUUGGAACGUGUCAUUGGAGAUUAUCCGAUAAAAACCUUGUUGAAAGAUUGCAAACAGCUAGAUCAAUAUAUAGGUUCCCGACAUCCUCCGGCUAAACAGGAGGAAAUAAAUUUGAAAAUGAAAUUAAUUAUGGAAGAAGUUGAUCGUCGCAUGCCGCCGGAGAAGUUGUCUUUACUAGGAGAAGAAAGCGCUGUUCAUUGGAGGAGUAAACGGGAAAAGUUAAUAAAACGAUUAGUGGCACAACGAAAUUAUUCAUGGAAGCCGAUUGAAUAUGGUUCAUAUGAAUCUUUGGUUUACGCAAUUGGCCGUGGUGCAAAGGAGUAUAGUGUACUAACAAGUAUAUUAAAUGAAAUACGAGUGCGUGAUGAAUCGUUCCAACCUAGAAGUUACUUUGAUUUUGGUGCGGGCGUGGGCACUGGUAUGUGGGCGGCCAGUAAUUUGUGGAAAGACACAAUAUUUGAGUAUUACAAUGUUGAUAGUUCCCGCCAUAUGAAUGAUCUAUCGGAAUUAAUAUUACGUGAAGGUAAUGAAAAUCAACAAAUAUUACUUCGCAAUGUUUACUACAGACAGUUUCUACCUGCCAUAGAGACUUUGUAUGAUUUGGUUGUAUUGUCAUAUACUCUUUUUGAGCUACCGAACAUAGAAAGUCGCAAAGAUGUGAUACUGAACUUGUGGAAGAAAUGCAGUGGUUAUAUGGUCAUUAUCGAAGAAGGUACUAGACGCGGAAGUCAGUUAAUUAAUGAAGCUCGAGAUUUUAUUUUGAACCUUAACAGCGUGGAAUUAAAGGGAGAAGUUUUUGCACCGUGUUCCCAUAACUUAACAUGUCCUCGGCUUUCCAAUAAUGAUGAUAGAACGCCUUGUAAUUUUGAAGUAGGAUACGUCCCUUUGCAUUUGGGAGAUGUAAAAAACGAUCGACAAACUGCUCGUUAUUCUUACGUUGUUUUCAAGAAAGGCAAGAUAUCAGAUCCAACUCGCAAGUGGCCAAGGUUAGUACGACCGACGUUAUUGCGUUCCAAACAUAUAAUAUGUAGGAUGUGUACAGAAGAUGCGAAGUUGCAAGAAGUCAUAUUUACACAUUCUAAACAUGGAAGACAUGCCUAUCGAUGUGCCAAGGCUAGUGAUUGGGGUGACAGGUUACCAAUAAAAUUGGGCGAUCAAUUACCAACAAUAAGAAAAACAUUAAAGACUAAUGGAGAAAAUGAAUAAAUUAUAAAAUUUUAUGUAUGUUACGUUUAAGUAAAAGAAAACUCAGAAAAUAGAAAAUUGAGAAUUUAAUGUUGCUGCUUUAGCGGG